Sitophilus oryzae (rice weevil) is the source of this 2795-nucleotide messenger RNA. RefSeq names its product peroxisome assembly factor 2. Lineage: Eukaryota; Metazoa; Arthropoda; Insecta; Coleoptera; Curculionidae. Gene Ontology annotation, molecular function: ATP binding; ATP hydrolysis activity. The coding region runs from base 265 to 2658 and encodes 797 amino acids. The transcript is spliced from 9 exons. Gene Ontology annotation, biological process: protein import into peroxisome matrix. The record is from RefSeq and is a predicted model, not a curated record. Gene Ontology annotation, cellular component: peroxisomal membrane; cytosol.
CAAUUGUUUAUUUUAAGGUGGAUCAAAAUUUCAAUUUUCAUAUGUUAAAACGCUCGUUAUUAGACCAUUAUUGUACUAUGUACCAUCAUUAUUCCUGUAAUUUUUUAAAUAAUUUACUGAUUUUCUUUAAUAACUUUAUCUGUAUAGUUACCGUGUUUACUACUUAAUUACAUAACCUCACAUAUAUUGUUCAAAUAAAGUGAAUGUUUUGGAAGUGAUAAAUUCUUUUUUUACGGUAAAUAUAGUGAUUCAAAUGAACGUAUUAUGUCGGACAUCAAAACAGUGUUAUUUAUUUCGAGUUUAAUUUUUCCAAGGCACAAUGGAUACUGGUUUAUUUUCUAUAUGUACUUCCAAUAUUACAGCAUAAUUAAAAGAUCAAUUUCUUAUCAGCUCAGGACUCUUUCUGAUGGUGUUAUAUGGAAGCUUGUAAGAAAUAAUUACAAGGCAUGUUGUGAUAUUAAUAAUACUGUAAUUGUGCAUCCAGACACUAUAUAUAAACGUGAUCGGAUACUUGAACUUACCCAAAAAGAAGAUGGAGUUUCUCGUAUUGUGUUUGUAAUGUCUGCAGCGUGUUGUGAGAAAAAUUAUGUAUACACAUCGCACACAUUAUUUCACAAUGCAAUUAAAACUGAUUUUGAUAUUAAGCUCUAUACACCACUAAAAGAGAUUAAAGUGGCUGAAGAAAUAGAACUAUCAUUAGUCUCAAGUCCUCAUGACAUUAAUAAUGCAUUAAUAGAUACAGUGAUUCAAAAUUACUUUAAGCUUCCUAAAAUUAUAUAUAAAAAUGAUUUAAUUCAAAUAGAAGUUAAACAUUUUGCACCUGCUAAUUUUUACACAGACUUGAGAGCAAAUACAAUUAACAAAAUAUAUUUUAAAUGUAAUAAAGUUAUUGUAAAUAAAGAAGAAACAUCAGAAGGAUGUUUUUGUGUGAUCGGAGAAACGGCUAUAAGACAAGCACCAAAUAUUCAAAGUUUUCUACCGAGAUGUAUAACUGAACCAGCAAAGAAUGUUAAAAUGGGAAAAAUUAGUAUUUCCGAAGUAUUUUUUCCAUUUGAUCUACCAAAAUAUACAAAGAUAGCAGAUGCUAUUGAAAUUUUUGGAGAUAUAGAUAGUCCUGAGUUAAAGCAAUUAAAACCAUUGUUUUUAAUAGAAGGUGAAGAUGGCUGUGGAGACAGAAUGAUCCUAUCUUAUAUAGCAGAAGAAUUAGGAAUGCAUUAUUUUCAUGUGAAUAAUUCAGACUUUACAGCCAAUGUUUAUGCUCAGUAUGAAACAAAACUUAAUAAUAUAUUUUUUACCGCUAAAAUGGCAGCUCCCUGCUUGAUGGCAAUUUAUUCAUUUCAGAACUUUGGAAAAAAUAAUGAGGGACAAUAUGAUCAGAGGUUAAUAAAUGCUUUUGUACAAAAUAUUAACAAUUUAUUCGAUAAAAAUUCUUUUCCUGUGAUAGUUGUGUGCUGCAGCAACACUAAAGAAAUUUCUCCCGACCUUAGGAGAGUUUUUCUUGAAACUUUUGAAAUAGAAGCUCCUACAGAUAUGGAGAGGGAACUGUGUUUAGAAUGGAUUCUAAAGAAGAAUGAUAUACUUUUAAAAGGCGUUGAUUUAAAAGACAUUGCAAAUAAGACUAAUGGGUUUCAUAUCGAAGACUUAAUACUAAUGGUUUAUUAUUCUGAGAAUAAUUUUUAUCAAAACAGUCCCAAAGCAGAAUGUGUGAUAUUAGAAAAUGAUAACUUUCAGUAUGCUAUAGAUUAUAUGCAAUCAAAUUAUAAUGAAAGUAUCGGUGCUCCCAAAGUACCAAAAGUGCAGUGGUCUGAUGUGGGUGGACUAACUGAUGUAAAGGAAGAAAUUAUCCAAUCAAUUAAUCUUCCAUUAAAGCACCCAGAAAUGUUUAACAAAUCUGGUUUAAGUAGAUCAGGAAUUUUAUUAUUUGGUCCACCAGGAACGGGAAAAACCUUAAUAGCAAAAGCCGUAGCCACCGAAUGUAAUCUAUGUUUUUUAACAGUGAAAGGUCCAGAGUUGUUAAACAUGUAUGUUGGACAAUCAGAACAAAAUAUUAGAGAAGUAUUCAAUAAAGCUCGUCAAGCGUCACCCUGUAUUAUAUUUUUUGACGAAUUGGAUUCUUUGGCUCCAAAUAGAGGUCUUUCUGGAGACUCCGGCGGUGUUAUGGAUAGAGUUGUCUCUCAGCUUUUGGCAGAAAUGGAUGGAUUAGAUAGUAAUGGAAAAGUAUUUGUUAUAGGCGCUACAAAUAGGCCAGAUUUAAUAGAUCCAGCUUUACUUAGACCAGGAAGAUUUGACAAACUGUUGUACGUCGGACCAUGCACAGAUCUUCAAUCCAAAGUUUCUGUUUUACAAGCCUUAACAAGGAAAUUUAAUUUAUCAGAUGAUGUUAAUUUGAAGAACAUCGUGAAGUCUUGUCCAGAUAAUAUUACUGGAGCAGAUUUUUAUGGAAUUUGUGCUAAUGCUUGGUCGUUAGCUGCAAAAAGACUAGUGGAAGCUAUUGAACGUGAGGGCUGCGAUCCAAAUACCAUAACCACUGAAGAAGCAGAAGUGAUAGUGAACAGUGAAGAUUUUCUUCUGUCCAUAAGAGACGCUAAACCUUCUGUUAGCAAGGAAGAUCUCAUUUACUUUAAGAAUUUAAAAAAAGAACUAGGCUGUAAUAAAUAAAGUUUGAUGGGUUACCUGUGAGGUAAUGUAUAUAAUGUUUAUAUUAAGGUAUUUUUUUGUUAUGAAAUUUAAAUAUAGCUCUAUUUUCUAAAACAUUUUAUUAUAAAAGUUUUUUAUAUAAAAAUAAAUUAUUUAAC